This is a messenger RNA of Drosophila serrata, 860 nucleotides long. Its product is annotated as seminase. Gene Ontology annotation, molecular function: serine-type endopeptidase activity. NCBI's taxonomy places the organism in Eukaryota, Metazoa, Arthropoda, Insecta, Diptera, Drosophilidae. The record is from RefSeq and is a predicted model, not a curated record. Gene Ontology annotation, biological process: proteolysis.
AUGCUAACUAACUGGUUGCUCUUCGCCUCGCUAUUCCUGCUGACCUCAUCUGGAAUAGAUGCAGAAGCCUCCGCCUUAAUGAUCCAGCCGAGGAUCUAUGGAGGUCAGAAGACAAGCAACUCUGAUAUUGGUGGUUUUGGUGUCCAGAUCUUCUACAAAAACAAACUCGUCUGCACUGGAGUCUUAAUCAGUUCGCGACACCUCAUCACAGCGGCACACUGCUUCGAGAAUAUGGCCCAAUCUGACUUCCAUGUGGUGGCCGGAACUUCACUCGAAGCCGUGGCCUUAACCCGAUCCGAAAAGAAGAACGGAUUGGUGGAGGUGCGACUUCAUCCAAAGUUCGAUAAGCUAAAGUUUAUAGCGGACAUAGCUGUGGUCAAGACGCAGUAUCCGCUAAAAGGUCGGACCAUCGGCUAUGCCAAGCUCUGCAAAUAUCCGCUGUAUAACGGGGACAGAGUCACUGUGGCCGGGUGGGGCACCGAUGGAACAAGAAGGAGCUCCGACGAACGACAAUACCUGCAAACCAUGCAAAGUUCCAUUGUGGGGCAUAAACAGUGCGAGAAGAAACUAGGACGUAAGAUGCCUCCGAAUAUCCUGUGCGCAGGAGAAUAUAACCAUCAGACCCUGUGCACCGGCGAUUCCGGAGGACCUCUCAUCUGGCAGGAUGAGGUGUGCGGCAUUAGCACAUGGACAUGGAAAUGCGGUGACAAUGAGAAGCCCGAUGUCUUUAUGAGUGUUCGCCACUACGCCAAGUUUAUUACAAGCACCAUCAAUGAAAUGGGCUAUUAAAAGGUUUAAACAAUUUCUGUAUUUCCCAUGAUGAUGGGAACGUAAAAUAAAAAUAAAUCUUUAUAUUUAAA